AUGGCUCAAGUCGCUUCAGCCAUCCUGAUCAAUGCGGUCUUCUCGAUCCCAUUGAUCCUCAGUCUCUUCCCUUCACCCCAGCCAAUGACUGCUUCUGUCAGAAUCGCGGCCGGGAGUCUCAGCUUCCAUCCGGAGAUUGACGGAACUAGCACAGGGGGUGACAUGCCCAACUUUGAGCUCUACGACGUCCGAGGCGGGCUCCUCGGCAGAAAAUAUAGCAACAACGCCCUUGUCAGUGGCGCCGAGACCUCCAACGACCACGUCGGAGACGGCCAGGUCCGCGACAUCGAGAUCAGCACGACGGGCACCCCCGAGUACAUCAAGCUCGGGUACAUGAACGAAGACUCGGACGACCCGCUGUGCAUCGCCUACCUGCAGGUCACGUCGGCCCGCGGCGCAGACUUCCUCACCUGGAACGGCGAGUACGGCAAGCAGUGCGGCAUGAAGUGGUACCCCAGCCAGCUGCGGUACCCGGGGGACAGCGACUCCUUCCGGCCGGCCUGCGUCUGGAUCGGCAACCACGACGCCAGCAUGCCGCGGGGCCUCACGCUCAAGCUGACCGACUUCUCCGGGCAGUCGGCCGACAGGGCCGCCGCGGCGGGCCGCCAGUGGACCGCCAACAACGACCUCAUCUGCAAGGCGCCCGGCCGCAUGCUGUUCUGGAAGACGCUCAACGCCAAGACGGACUGCCUGCCCUACUACAACCGCAUCCCGGCGCGCAGCCCCGAGGGCGAGGACCAGAACCCGCUCGAGAUCAUGGGCGGGCACACCCUCAAGGAGGGCUGCGACCCGGGCAAGCCCUGGAUCGACGUCGACCUGCGGCCUCCGCCGCCCGCCGGAGACGGCGCGUUCGGCGGCGUCGCGUCUGCCAUCCCCGCGCCCAUCCCCAACGGCGCGGGCUCGUUUGGCGGGGUCUCGGGCUCGAUCCCUAUCGACGACCCGACGACGAAGAUCGGCGCGGGGUCCUUUGGCGGGGUGGCGGGCUUCAUCCCCAUCCCGACCUCGACCACGACGUCGCUCAGGGGCGGCCUGCUGUCCACCAUGUCCGCGCAGCCGGUCGGGCCCACGCCGGAGCCGACGCUGCUGGGCGACCCCAACGAGAAGCGGAGCAGCGACGACGCCGACGCAGAUGUCAAGAGGCGCCGCGAGUCGCGGCUCAAGACGAGGCGGGCCCUGCGCGCCAGGAAGGACCCGUGCGUCAACAGCCUCACCAUCAGCGAGCACGGCGAGCACAGCGCGACCGAGGUCUGCGGCAGCAAGAACUCCUGGGGCGCCGACUUCGUGUCCACGGUCGAGAGGCGGUACUGCGACAUGUGCACGCGCGAGGUGUGGCCGCUGUGCGAGGAGGGCGCCGUCGACAAGGGCUGCUUCCACGUCGGGCGGCGGGAGCUGGUGCUCGACGACGGCGCCGAUGAGGCUGCUGGGCUGCUGGGCAGGCGGGACGAGCUGCAGAAGGACUUUGCGCGUGUUGAGCACUGGAAGGCUUAG
Molecule: messenger RNA, 1488 nt
Organism: Thyridium curvatum
Lineage: Eukaryota; Fungi; Ascomycota; Sordariomycetes; Thyridiales; Thyridiaceae
Exons: 1
Coding region: 1-1488 (495 amino acids)
Source: RefSeq, a predicted model, not a curated record